CGGCCGCCAGCCGCCAGCGCCCAGCAGCGCACCGAGCGCAGCCCCGCUCGCCGCCGCGAUCCUAGCCGCGACUGUCCGAGUGUUGCGAUGAAGCAACACGAAGCAUCAAUAACAAAAUCGUAUAAUGCUAAAGCUACCCAAAGGUCUUAAAAAGAAGAAAAAGGGAAAAAAGUCCAAACGUAAAGGUGAAGAAGAGCUUUUUACUGAAGAAGAAUUAGAAAAGUAUAGAAGAGAGCAUCAGCAGCAAUGUACUGACAGUGGUGAAGGUACUACCAAAGAAAAUGAAGAGUGGUCUAAAUUCAAAGAUUUGACUACGGGCAUAGAUACGGUACUAAAAAAAACACAAGGUGACCUAGACCGCAUCAAAUCCACUUCAUUUUUUCAACGCAUUCCUCCAAAGCAGGCCGAACCUGAAAAAAAACAGUCUCCACCUAGGCCAGUUGUUGAAGUUACCGAAGCAGACUUCCCACAGCUUAUUCAAGCUCAAACAGAAGCUGACGAAGAUCGGAGUGAGUACGGCGUGACCGACGACGAGUCCGAGGAAGAGGAGCAGGACGACAUCUUCGAUACCUCGUACGUAGAAGCUGUAGAACGCGGGGAAGUGAAACUCGGGUACGUGCCUGACUCGCCGGAGGAAUUCCAGGAUGACGACAUCUUCGAUACAUCGCACGUCGAUGCUUUAAUAAAGGGGCAAGAAGUCAAAACCUCCAAAGGAAAAAAGUCAUUAGACAUCGGAAUAGCUGUUGGUGUUCUUACUGGCAGAAUAGAUAAUGUAACGGUUACUACGAAACGAUCUAAGAGAGUAAUUCCUGGUGAUUUAUUAUUAGAUAAUGCUGACACAAAUGACGAGAGACCAACUGAAACGAUUACUGUAGACGAGCCCAUUGAGAAAAGUAUAUUGGACCUCGAUGCAGACAUCCCUAUAACGACACCUAUUGACUUAAGCGUAUCACUUCACACGUCUUUGAUUCAACAAACGAAAGGUGACACAGAAAAGGCGCCUGCGAAAGAUUUUUUUUCUGCAGAUCAACCACCGGCCGAUGAAGAAUUUGAUGAAUUUACAUUGCUUGCAGCAAAAUCGCUUGAAGUCAACUCAGAAGUAACAAAAUUAGGAGAAACCGAAAUAAAGGCGGAACCCGUUUUACAAGAGUCGUGGUCAGCUUUUGAAGCUGAUAAAAAUGAAUUUGUGUUUGCAGAGAGCAUCGUUGAAGAUCAGAUAGAUGUGCUUGAUCCAUACUUAGAUCAAGACGAUCCGUUUGAUACUAGUUUUGCGGACGCUGUAAUUCCUGUGAAUCAGUUUCAAGCGAAUAGAGAAGCAGUAAUUCUCGAAGACGACGACGACUUUGAUCCGCGUUCUGAAGAAGUUCGAGUAAAAUUAAACAACAGGCGUAAAUCUUCAGUACGUAUUCAUUUAACUGAUCCGUCAGGCGUCCGAGAAUCCAUAACGUCUGACGAUAUUAUUGACAAAGAAGAUAAUCAAUCAGUCCGGGAUUUGUUGGGAGGUAGUACCACAGACUUAACUCAGCUAGGAGACUCGCCACUGGAUCCAGUGGAUAUCAAUAACUGUGAGAUUGACCCAUUUGACACUACUAUUGUUGAUAGCAUUGUUGCUCCUGGCAAGGUAGAGUUAAAGCUUUUAGAACAAGAAUUAAUAAGUUCAAGUUCUUCUACAAUAUAUAGAGUGCCAAGUGAUCCUGAUUUUGAUCCUAGGGCGGACGAACCAAAACAAGCAGAGCGUCGAGCUUCUCGUCCUGAGAACUUAACAGUUAGUAAGAGUGUUGUGUUCAACGUUGACUCAGACGAAUCAUUAGGCGUCGACACAAAAGUAAAGUCGAAUAAACCGGUCACACCUUACUAUACUCGGGAACUUUCAAUCACUGAAGACGCCAGCGAAGAAGCGGAAGCAGCGGACAGUGUACCUGAUACGUUGACACGCACACGGUCUGACGAAGACUUGGCACCGAAAGUCAACUAUCAAAAUAAAAGAAGACAUUCAGAAUAUUCUCGGACAAGUGACAUAAAGGCUAGUGACCUGUUACAUAGUGCUCAAGUUGAAGUUAAAACUAAGGUACUCACACCUUCGGAGCCAGUGCAACCGGCGACGAUAAUUGAUCCUUUCGAUACUUCUUUUGCUAGUAAUAUCGUUCCUUGCAAAACUGAAUUAAAACUUUUAGCCAAAGAGUUUUCUUGUGAAGAAACCGAUAGCUCAGAAGACACCAAGCACGAUUUAUUAGCUCCAUCUGACGACAUAUUUCAAGCGAAAGCUCUAACUCCAGAACCUUCAAGCUCUAAAUUGAUAGAUACAAACUUCGACCCAUUUGACACAUCUUUUGCUGGUGACCUGAAUCCGGGCAAAACAGAAAUAAAACUUUUAGAAUCAGAGUUUUUAAACAAUUAAACAUUAAUUAAAAUGGCUUACAAUCCAUUCCUAAGUAUGAACGAGCCGAGCGCUCCAGCCACUACGGAUGUUCUUAAUCCCUUUAUGAUUGCUGAUGCGGAACCUGAGGCAAUUACUUGUGAAAAUCCGUUCGCUACUAGUAAUCCCUUUUCUGAUUUUGGUAGCGGAUAUGAACCACCGGCCGGAGAUACUGUACCCGUAGAUAUUUUUAGCGGUAUAGAACCGACUGGCAUUGGCGCCAAGCAUUACGAAGAAUUUUCUGAACAAAAAUCUACACCACUGGACAUAUUCACAAGCAGUCCAGUGGAUCAAGACCGAUUAGUGAAACCAACUGAACUCGAUUUAGUGGCUGCUACGCUCGACCAUCCAUUUUCGAAUGAAGAAGAAGAUCAAAGUCAUCAUUUGCCAGCCCGACCUUUGCCACCUGAAACGCAAAAUUUAAUCUUAACUGUAACUGGUCAAAUGGAAUUUACAAGUUCACAUCUUUUGGACCGCAUACCCCCUACACGCACUCCGAGUCCUGUGUCGGUGCGAGACAUUCAUUCACCUAGCCCCACGCCGGAGCCGGAGCACGUGGAUGAGCCACUAGGCGACAACUUCGAUAUCAAUCGCAACAAACCGACACGGCCGCCGCCGGCCCGGCCGCCGCCAGCGACUCGGCCGCCCCCGCCGCGGCCGCAGCCGCCGCGCCCGCCCCCAGCAGCGCCGUUGACUCAAUCAGUAGCGCCACCACCCGUGCAACAAUCAGUAGCGCCACCACCCGUGCAACAAUCAGAUGACAUUAAUCUAUUCGAUGCACCCAUGCCUGCCUCUAUCAAACCUACUAAGGAGGCUAUUUUAAGUCUAUACACGGCACCAAAAAAAGAAGAAAAGCCCAUAGAUUUCUUAAGUGACGAUUUAUUAGAUGACGUCACUCCUAAUGAAACAUUCAACAUUCCACAACAUGUUCCCGGAGAAGUAGCGACGUCUGUCGGUACUGUUCCUGGGCCAACUAGUUUCGAACCAGACGAGCUCAAAUCAGUGAGUGUGACAGCAAACAAUGUGUUUUCUACAACAGUAGACUCCUUAGCGGACACAGUGGCACCUAUGGAUUGUUCGGAGCCACAGACUGAGGACGCCACUGCGACUUGUAAUACUUCCCCAUUUGGAAACGCUUUGAAGGACGACUUCUCAGAGCAACCGGCCGGCAUAGAUGUUGAACGGAAUCCUUUCGAGAAUCCUAUCGAUUCUGUAGACGUGGCAGCCCAGUUACCUGAAGCUGUAGAUAUAUUUGGCGUGACAUCAAAUGAUAUUGUAAUGACAAGUAGUAACGAAGUUUUUAGUAACACGAAAGAAAAUAUUUUUGAGAUUUCAUCCAUAAAUGAAGGUCAGCUGACAGGCGAAACUCCACGCGAUCCAUUCAAUUCGGCUCCAAGUGGAACUACUAACGCUGCUUCACUCGCGUCUCAACCACUGGACCGACAGCCGGACGUUAGUGGUUUGUCACCUUCAACUACUGCUGACUGGGGAGCCCCCACAGAAGUAACUAUGCAGGAUGCUUUCCCCAGUAGUCAAGAUGCGUUUGACGCAUUCUCAGCGAAGUUUGACGCCACUGCAGCAAAUAACUUGAAUUCAGGAGCUUGGGGCGACGACAGCAGCGCGGAGGCGGCGCCGAGCGGGUUCGAAGCGGAGGCCUUCGACCCGUUCCUCAGCAUGGGCGCGCCGCCGCCGCCCGCCGCCACGCCGCGCCUCGACCACCAGCCCUCUCGUGACUCGGUGGACGACACCUUUUCAGUCUUCAUAAGGCCGAAGGAGAGCGAGGCGGGCGGCGGGGCGGAGGGCGCGGGCGGGGGCGCCGUGCCGGUGCUGGCGCCGCCGCCGCGCCCGCAGGCGCUGCCCGAGUCCCCGCGCGCCAACCCCUUCGACAAGAGCGGGUUCGAAGAGCGCAGAGACCAAGUGUUCGAGCGAGGCGAGGGCGAGGUCGGCAGCGAGGGCGACGGCGAGGGCCCGCCCACGCCGCUGUUCGAUGAGGAUGUGUCGCAGCCGCUGGAGGACUUCCCGCGCACCAAGUACUCGGGCCCGGGCUGGGAGAUGCACUUGCGACAGCCUAAUAAAAAGAAAAUCACAGGACAGAGGUUCUGGAAGAAGAUCUUCGUGCGCGUGGCGCUGGUGGGCGACAGCCCGGUGGUGCAGCUGUACAACAGCGCCACGGACAAGGAGCCCUUCCAGGAGCUGCCGCUGCAGGCCUGCUACUCCGUGUCCGACAUCGGCGCGCAGCAGUUCGAUCAGUUCGGCAAGAUCUUUACCGUCAAGUUGCAGUACGUCUUCUACAAGGAGAGACCUGGCGUCAGGCCGGGCCAGGUGACGAAGGCGGAGCGCAUCACGAACAAGUUGUCUCAGUUCGCGGCGUACGCCAUCCAGGGCGACUACCAGGGAGUCAAGGAGUUCGGCAGCGACCUGCGCAAGCUGGGCCUGCCAGUGGAACACGCGCCGCAGGUGUCGCAGCUGUUCAAGAUCGGCUCCCUGACGUACGAAGACGUGAAGCAGUUCAGUUGCUGCGUGGAGGAGGCGCUGUUCCGCCUGGCCGCGCACCGGGACCGCGCGCUCACCUACAAGAUGGAGGAGGUGCAGAUCACGGCGGUGGACGAGCUGUACGUGGAGCAGGACGCGGAGGGCUCCGUGCUGAAGCAGAUCGCAAGAGUGCGACUGUUCUUCCUCGGCUUCCUUAGCGGCAUGCCGGACGUGGAGCUCGGGGUCAACGACCUGCGGCGGCAGGGCAAGGAGGUGGUGGGCCGGCACGACAUCAUCCCCGUCGUCACGGAGGAGUGGAUCCGCGUCGAGGACGCAGAGUUCCACGCCUGCGUGCAGCCCGAGGAAUUCACAAACACGCAGAUCAUCAAGUUCAAGCCCCCGGACGCGUGCUACAUCGAGCUGAUGCGGUUCCGCGUGCGGCCGCCCAAGAACCGCGAGCUGCCGCUGCAGCUCAAGGCCGUGUGGUGCGUCACCGGGAACAAGGUGGAGCUGCGCGCGGACGUGCUGGUGCCGGGGUUCGCGUCGCGCAAGCUGGGCCAGGUGCCGUGCGAGGACGUGUCCGUGCGCUUCCCCAUCCCCGACUGCUGGAUCUACCUGUUCCGCGUCGAGAAACACUUCCGAUACGGCUCCGUCAAGUCUGCGCACAGGCGGACGGGCAAGAUAAAAGGCAUCGAGCGGUUCUUGGGAGCCGUGGACACCUUGCAGGAGUCUCUCAUCGAGGUCACCUCCGGCCAGGCCAAGUACGAGCACCAGCACCGCGCCAUCGUGUGGCGCAUGCCGCGGCUACCCAAGGAGGGGCAAGGGGCCUACACCACGCACAACCUGGUGUGCCGCAUGGCGCUGACGUCGUACGACCAGGUGCCGGCCGAGCUGGCCAGCCACGCCUUCGUGGAGUUCACCAUGCCCGCCACGCAGGUGUCGCACAUGACGGUGCGCUCCGUGUCGCUGCAGGACCACGACGGGGACCCGCCCGAGAAGUACGUGCGCUACCUGGCGCGCCACGAGUACAUAGUGGGCAUCGAGCGCACGUCGGGGCAGGCGGCGCCGGCGUACGCGCUGGCCACGGCGGGGCGCAACGCCGAGCCCGCGCCGCCGCCCGCCGCCGCGCCGCUGCCGCAGCCGCCCUCCUCCGACUCCGACUCCGACUAGGGCACCGAGAGAGACGCUUGCCCUCACACUUGCCUAGGACAAACCUAGGACUCGACGAAAAUAUAUACGGUUUUACCAGGACUAUGAGUAGUUGGUGAUUGCUCUCAAAGGAGUCACAGAUUGCUAAAUAUGUUUGUAAACUAAGAUGCAUUCUCCCUCUCCGUGCAUCCUCUGAAGGAGCUUGGGAUUAAAGUAUUGAACGGUUGGCGGUGGCAUGUAUGUGCUGUAGCACCGCCACGUAGCCUGACUUGAUCUUAAAUAUUAAGUACCUAUGUUAUAUGUAUAAGCAGCAAGUUACAUGUAUUUAACGAUUUCAUCGUACAUUCCAAAUAAUCAUUUUCUCGAUGUAUAGCCAGUAUAAUAUCUAUUUGCCGACGGGUAGCCGCAGUAGGUUAGGGUGAACACUGACCACUACUGAGCAGUGAGCAGCCCUACUGAGGCGGACGGCUGACAGCUGACAGCUCGGUAUAUCAUGUUCCAUAUCUAUUGUCUAUUGUAUGUACAUAAUGUGAUAAAGGUCGUAAACGACUGCGGACGAAACCCCACCGUCGCUGUGUAAGUAGGAGACGCAUGCCGCGCCGUGUGCUGCACGUGUAAGCAAUAUUGUAAUGUUGGGCACACCGGCCGACUGUAUGGGCCCGACGUGUGACCGUCGAUGUUACUCUACGCAAUAAAUACGUUCCCGCGUAUAGUGACGUCACAGACUGCAGCGCUGCAGCCGCCUGUAACACGACGUUGCGGUACUUAGUGGUUUACUUUGCGAGUGUACGAGUGUACUCACACAUACACAGUGUAGUUAGCUGUUGUGCUGUUAGAUUGUAUGAUAAUGUAUUGUUGAUCUCCUGCGUACUUGCGUAGCCUCACCGUCAGCCUAACUGACUACUGACACAAUAAUUAAUCAUAUUAUAGUAACACUAUUUAGAGGGCAUUGUAAAAUACAAAAUGAUUAUUUAUGUAUUUAACUAUUUACUCCUAAAAAAUGCUAGUCGCGUUACACACAAAUAUAUGAUACUGUUAUAUGAUAUACAAUUACUUAACGUGUUGUAGGCGCUGUUUGACAUCUGUUGUAAGUAUAUUAGUACCUGCCGACCUACAUCGCAGACCCUAUGUUCUGUUGUGAAUAAAAUAAAAUAACAUGA
Molecule: messenger RNA, 7197 nt
Organism: Spodoptera frugiperda (fall armyworm)
Lineage: Eukaryota; Metazoa; Arthropoda; Insecta; Lepidoptera; Noctuidae
Product: protein stoned-B
Exons: 15
Coding region: 2411-6058 (1215 amino acids)
Biological process (GO): clathrin-dependent endocytosis; regulation of endocytosis; synaptic vesicle endocytosis
Cellular component (GO): AP-2 adaptor complex; synaptic vesicle
Molecular function (GO): clathrin-cargo adaptor activity
Source: RefSeq, a predicted model, not a curated record